AUGGAGUCGAUUUUGCCUUUAAUUUUUUUUACUUUAUUUUGGUUUUUUAUUAGUUUUUUUGGGGUUAUUUUACAACAGUAAAAGAUUAUAUUUGGAAUACUAAGUAAAAAGUUAAUAAUAUAAAAAUUUAUAUAGGAAAUUAUUUUUAAACGUAAGGCUUAUUAUUAUCUUAAAGAUUUUAGUAUAAAUUCGAUAUUUAAGUUUAAAGUGUAUGGUAAAUACAGUUUAGAAUAAUAUAGUAGUAAUUCAAAAGAAUUUUUACAUAAGGGAGAGAUGAUGAAUGAAGGAAUGGAAAUUUAUAUAGUUAAAAUCCUUAAGCUGAUUGAAUUUUAAGAAAUUAAAUUUUAAUUCAUAUGGUUGAUUUAAUGUUACCAAAGUAUAUGAACUAUUUAAAUAUUAUUUUGUUCUAUUAGUACAGGGUGUAUUAUUGUAUUUGAAAAUAAUAUUUAUAAAACUAUUUCAAUACAUCAUGUGAAAAAAGUGCAAGAAUUUGAAUCAAUAGUUGAAACAUUCAAAAAGUAAUAAAUUUAUAUUUAUAUCGGAUUCAGCUGGAAUACUUUUUUAUAAAUCAUAUUAGAAUAAAUAAGGGCUGUUUAACUAUGUCUUAUGGAGAAUUAGUUAUUUAAUCAACAAAAUCUUUUUAUUUAGGUUAUACUUCUUGUGUUUUGUGCUUUCAAUUAAUUGAUUCACUUUAAGAGAAUUGCUAUGUAUAAUGAUCAUAAAAUACUACAAUCAUUUAAAAAAUAUAUAUAAGGGCUUAAUUUCUAUUUAAGAAAGGAUAUUUUGUGA
Molecule: messenger RNA, 789 nt
Organism: Paramecium sonneborni
Lineage: Eukaryota; Ciliophora; Oligohymenophorea; Peniculida; Parameciidae
Source: the annotation of a GenBank genome assembly